Rubroshorea leprosula is the source of this 359-nucleotide messenger RNA. The record is from the annotation of a GenBank genome assembly. Lineage: Eukaryota; Viridiplantae; Streptophyta; Magnoliopsida; Malvales; Dipterocarpaceae.
AGACAGUUCAUCAAAUUGCAUUGUUUGAAGCUGAAAAGAAAGGGGAGAACUUGAUGAAUGCUAUAGAUGUUCAAAAGAAGUGUGUUGUACACCACCAUGGUGGUAUCUUGUUUCAGCUUGAAAAUGCACUGCAUGAUGUUCAAGAGGAACAAGGCCAGAUCAAGCUGAGUUCGGAGUUAAAGUUGGCCAAUUCAAAUUCUGUGGUUGUUGGAAUUGAGGAGAAAUCCUUUGAGGUUGACAAAAGGAUGUGUGCUGCUGAAGCCAAGCUAGCCGAGGUGAACAGGAAAAAUACAGAAUUGGAGAUGAAACCGUGAGAGUUGGAUGCUUGUGAAAGUUUGAUCCAGAGGGAAUGCUUCUCA